Fraxinus pennsylvanica is the source of this 438-nucleotide messenger RNA. NCBI's taxonomy places the organism in Eukaryota, Viridiplantae, Streptophyta, Magnoliopsida, Lamiales, Oleaceae. The record is from the annotation of a GenBank genome assembly.
AUGAAAUUAACCGUCGCUCUAUUGGGGAUUUUCUGUCUUGCAGUACUGGCAACGACUAUUGAUGCACGAAAAGAACCAGAAGAGUACUGGCAAGGGGUUAUGAAAGAUCUGCCCAUGCCCGAGGCAAUUCAAGGUCUUCUCGAUACAAAUUCUGUUGAAUAUGUUCCGAGUAUAAAGAGGGAUUGCCACACCUCAACUGAGGCAAGUAAACAAGACAAGCCCUUUGUUCAAGACUUUGAACCUAGACCUAGUACCACAACCUAUCGUGAUGAUAAGUUAAAAAAUGAGAUAUCUUUUGCGAAAGACUUAGAACCAAGACCUAGUGCUACAGCCUAUCGUGAUGAUAAGCUCAAAAAUGAAAGAUCUUUCACGAAAGACUUUGAACCAAGACCAACGAUUUGCAAGACAGCUAAACAACGAAGAGAUAAAGGAUCAUGA